Hyalella azteca is the source of this 1200-nucleotide messenger RNA. It is a transcript of the gene Dhrs4, whose product is annotated as dehydrogenase/reductase SDR family member 4. Lineage: Eukaryota; Metazoa; Arthropoda; Malacostraca; Amphipoda; Hyalellidae. The record is from RefSeq and is a predicted model, not a curated record. The coding region runs from base 66 to 890 and encodes 274 amino acids. Gene Ontology annotation, molecular function: carbonyl reductase (NADPH) activity. The transcript is spliced from 7 exons.
UGUUCUAAUUUGUAAGUUUUUUCACCAGCUUUCCUACUAUUUUUUCAAUAGAACAAAUAUCGAAGAUGCUUUUGACAUUUAAAACAGUGUUUCAUUCUCAAAUUUUAUGCAGAAGUAUGUCGCAAGCCACCAAUAAAUUAAGUGGGAAGGUAGCUAUUGUCACAGCAUCAACUGAAGGCAUUGGAUUUGCCAUUGCUGAGCGCCUGGCGAGUGAUGGAGCUCGGGUAGUGGUGAGCAGUCGAAGAACUGGAAAUGUGGAUCGAGCUGUCAAGGAGCUGCAGGAGAAAGGCUUAACUGACAUCAUGGGUCUGCAAUGCAAUGUUUCUAAGGAAAAGGAUAGAAUAAACCUGGUGCAAGAGACCGUCGCUAAAUACGGUGGAAUUGAUAUCCUUGUAUCCAAUGCUGCAGUCAACCCAGCUAUGGGAGGAAUUCUUGAUUGUGCCGAGCCAGUUUGGGACAAAAUCUUCGAUGUAAAUGUGAAGAGCGCGUGGCAGCUGACCCAACUCGUAGCGCCACACAUGCAGAAAGCCAAGAAGGGUUCCAUCAUCUACGUGGCCAGCAUAGGCGGCUACCAUCCCCUCAACUUAUUGGGUGCGUACAGCCUGAGCAAAACAUGCCUGCUGGGGCUGAGCAAGGCCGUGGCCCAGCAGCUAGCACCCGACAACAUCAGGGCGAACUGUAUUGCUCCUGGAAUCGUCAAGACAAAAUUUUCCUCACCACUUCAUGGCAAUGAGGCAGUGUACGAGAAGAUGAUGGAGAGCGUACCUCUGGGCAGGAUGGCAGAGCCCAGUGAGAUGGCAGGCUUGGUGUCGUUCCUGGCAUCAGAUGACGCGUCGUACAUCACAGGCGAGAACUUCGUGGCCGCAGGCGGCAUGCAGUCCAGGCUGUAGUGCACCUCUGGCUCUCCGGCAACAAAAUUACACGAAUUCUUGAAGGUUUAAUAUUAAAAGCCCCUGGCCAGAGGAAAAUUAUAGAUUUCAUGCUAAAACUACAAAAACUACAUUCUAGCACAAGUUACAAUCUAUUAAAUUUCUCUUUAUUUUGUUCUAUAAUUGUGUGCGUAAGGGCGUUGAAGUUACCAUUCUAAUUGGUCUAUAUAAGUUGAACGGCGUUUCCAUGUUGUUACAAGGUGCUACAAUUCUACAGAGAUUGAUAUUUUAAUUUAUUAAUUAAAUGUUGAAUAUAUCGAGAUAGCUAAAU